AUGUCCAUAAAGCCUCGCCGAUUUCUACCGUCGGUAACCAUUUUCUUUGUAAUCACCACCUUUGCAUACCCCAUCAACGGUUUGGAAUCAAGGAAACUUGAUGAGAGCACAGUACCAGGUGAUCAAGGCGUAAAGUGUACCCCGUCAUGCAUACAAAGUCCGCCACCGCCGCCGCCUUCGCCACCACCUGCAUGUCCUCCACCACCUGCACUGCCACCGCCUACUCCAAAAAAGCCACCUACACAAUACUGUCCACCACCACCAGUGCCACCUAGUCCACCAUCCUACAUAUACAUAACCGGUCCACCGGGGAAUUUAUACCCAACUGACCAGAGUUUUGGUGGAGCAGACCGGAAUGUUGCGGUGGGGUUAUUGGCUCUGGUUUCUGGAUUGUUUCUCCUACUCGGUUUUUGA
Molecule: messenger RNA, 414 nt
Organism: Hibiscus syriacus
Lineage: Eukaryota; Viridiplantae; Streptophyta; Magnoliopsida; Malvales; Malvaceae
Product: leucine-rich repeat extensin-like protein 2
Exons: 1
Coding region: 1-414 (137 amino acids)
Source: RefSeq, a predicted model, not a curated record